UUUAGGGUUUUUAUUUGAUCCUGUGACUUUCUCCGAUUACUUCUUCUUCCUCGCACUCUCUCGUCAGCUUCGCUCAAUCGCCAAUCAUGGCCGAGCAGACUGAGAAGGCUUUUCUGAAGCAACCUAGAGUGUUUCUAUGCUCGAAGAAAUCUGGGAAAGGGAAGAGGCCUGGAAAAGGUGGAAACCGGUACUGGAAGAGCAUUGGCCUUGGGUUCAAAACUCCCAGAGAAGCCAUUGAAGGAACAUAUAUUGAUAAGAAAUGCCCAUUCACUGGCGAUGUUUCUGUCCGAGGCCGCAUCCUAGCUGGGACAUGCCAUAGUGCCAAGAUGAUGAGAACGAUCAUAGUCAGACGGAACUAUCUUCAUUACGUGAAGAAAUACCAAAGGUAUGAGAAGAGGCACUCAAAUAUUCCUGCACAUAUCUCCCCGUGCUUCCGAGUGAAGGAAGGAGAUCAUGUUAUCAUUGGCCAGUGCAGGCCUUUGUCAAAAACUGUGAGGUUCAAUGUCUUGAAAGUGAUUCCUGCUGGAUCUUCUGGUGGAGGGAAAAAGGCGUUCACUGCCAUAUGAGCCAUGUUUUACAAUUGCUUUGAUAGAACCUAGUCAUAGAAGUGCUGUCUUAGUCUGAGUAAUGAUUCAUUUGACUUAUUUCUUAUUUUUUUCCAAAAUCAAUUUUGAAAGUUUCUUUGCACCCACCUAUUUCUUACAGAUUAAUGAAGUGAUGGGAUUUUAAAUGCAUUUGCUGAUGCAGUGGAAUCAGGAUGCAUGUUGUCAGAUAUUUAUGGAACUUGCUUUACAAAUUUGAAACUACUGUGUCUAUCUUUUUUA
Molecule: messenger RNA, 824 nt
Organism: Diospyros lotus (date-plum)
Lineage: Eukaryota; Viridiplantae; Streptophyta; Magnoliopsida; Ericales; Ebenaceae
Product: 40S ribosomal protein S11
Exons: 6
Coding region: 87-566 (159 amino acids)
Biological process (GO): translation
Cellular component (GO): cytosolic small ribosomal subunit; ribosome
Molecular function (GO): structural constituent of ribosome
Source: RefSeq, a predicted model, not a curated record